Molecule: messenger RNA, 970 nt
Organism: Oncorhynchus mykiss (rainbow trout)
Lineage: Eukaryota; Metazoa; Chordata; Actinopteri; Salmoniformes; Salmonidae
Source: RefSeq, a predicted model, not a curated record
AUUACCAUCAUUCACAUGUUGCACUCGAUCAUUCCCUCUAUUGUACAGGCAGACAAUAAGGGCCAUGGGUGGAGGGCAUAAAAAGGAUAGACGCACACUGACAGCCAACAACCCUGGACACAGACAGCCAACAACCCUGGACACAGACAGCCAACAACCCUGGACACAGACAGCCAACAACCCUGGACACAGACAGCAACCAACAGUGUGGUGCAUUUAGGAGGACUGUGCUAUCCCAGGCUUCUCCUUGAUGCUGUACACUUUAGCAGGAGGGGGUACACUCUGUGGGGUGGCCGCCCUCGUGCUCCUCAUCGUGUCCACGGCGACCGACUUCUGGAUGCAGUACCGCUACUCGGGAGCGUCGGCCAAUCAGGGCCUCUGGAGGUUUUGCAUCAAUCACAAGUGCCACGCCCACACCAUCACUGUGGCCUUCUGGGAUGCGACAAGGGCCUUCAUGCUGCUGUCUGUGCUGAGCUGCUUUGCUGGCGUAUUGCUGGGCCUGAGUGCCUUCGGCAACGGCACCAAGAGCAGGAGGGUUCGGACUGGGGGCUUCGCUCUGCUCCUGUCAGGUUUCCUAGCUCUGUUAGCUCUGGCCAUCUACACUGGCGUGACGGUCAACUUCUUUGGCAAGCGCUUCCUUGAUUGGCGCUUCUCCUGGUCCUACAUCGUAGCUUGGGUGGCCAUCAUCUUAUCUUUCGCUGCUGAUACGUGGUUAGGAUGGAUCUGUCAGCAACAGACAGUGCAGGUGGGUUCCACCUCUGUGCCUAUCAGAAGAACAUUGCCGAACCGCCUCCUACCAAUGUUCAAGAAAGCUAAAUGGGAAGUAAUCGUUUACCUGCACACUAAAGAAACAGCUACCAACCACUCGUCUUUACUAUUGUCACUGAUAGCGAUGUGACAGCAGCUGUGGAAACAACAUGUCUGGCAAAAUCUACUGAACAGAAUAAAUAGGACUUUGACUCCAGCUUGG